UGUCAGGAAAGAUUUUAAGUUUUAGCAUAAGAACAACUUAUGGUGUUUGAAAGCAUUUGUUUUACUGUUCUUUCAAAUAGCCUCUCAUUAUGUGAACCGUGGAAAUUUAACAAAGAAAUUAGUGCCAGGGCUGGCAUUCACACAUACCUUGAGUAGUAAGUUUCUCAGAGAAGAGCCUGUGGAAUUUAUUUCUAUGUAAAGCACUAUUAUAUUGACAAGAAUGGUAGAUUUCAUUUCUCUUUAACAGCAAGAUCUUAAGGCUGCCUCGGGCUCCUGGGUAAUUCCUGCAUAUUCCUAUGGGAAGCACAAAGCUGCUGUCACUGUUCCCGAACACUUCUGUGUGUUGUAAACCCAGAUGUGACAAUACAGCCUAUACUUGCUUUCACUCCAGGCUCUUGACAUUCCAUGUGCUUGAGGGAGCUCUCUGAAUAAUGUAAACAUUUCUCUUUUGAGACACAGGGAGCAAUCACAGCCAAGAUGAAACUGAAAGCUCUCAGUCCCAUAUUGUUAGGCUUGUGUUGUGUUUAACCUUCAGUGACCUUAAGGAGUUACCAUGAAAUUGUUGCAACUGUAAGUUGUUGUGACUUGGUUAUCAUGAGAUUACCAAGAAGUCACAGACGAUUUCUUGCUUGGUUUCAUGUCCCUAUUUCUGCUAAUUAGAUCAUGACAGGAUUUCCAGUUAUUCACAGUGUUUUGCUUCACAGCUGUGUGCCAGAAGAGUGCUGUUCACAGUCUAAUAGAUAAUUGUGUCUGUCAGUGAAAACACUAACUUGGUUGUCUGAGUUUUUGUUUUAGUUUUCCAUCUAAGAAAGCUUCGGAAGGAUAAACUGAAUCCUAAAUGGAGUAUCGUACAAUACAAGUCCUGACAAAAACAGGUGAAUACCAUAAUAUGAAAUGCAUUCAUUGAAAUGAUGAGUUUUAUUUAGAAGAAUAAGAAAAUAAAAGAUCGAGGUACCAAGUCACCGUGCUACUUGAUAUCCUGCAUAGAGAAAGAUGUUACAGAGGGACAUACAUGUACCUCAUGACUGAAGAACAGGAAGGAGAUGGGAAAUAGGGACGUGACUGAUCCACAGGUGCAUUGGAGAGUGACUGCUGUUAAAGCUUUUGAAAUGGAGAUUAUACCUGCUAAUAAAAUUGUUGCCCAGAUUGGAGAAACACUCGUACUCACAUGCAAUACUACUGGCUGUGCAUCACCAAGUUUUUCCUGGAGAACACAAAUGGACAACCCCCUUGGAGGAACAGUGAACAACCAUGGGACAUACUCUACCUUGACUAUGAAUCCAGUUAGUGUUGUGAAUUCUCAUGAUUAUCUGUGUACUGUCUUCUGUGAUAAGAAAGGGAAAAAAGAGAAGAGUGUCAAAGUUGAACUUUACUCUUUCCCCAGUGAUCCUGUCAUUGAGAUCAGCCCAUCCUCAGUUGCUGGAGGAACAGUCACUGUCAUCUGUAAAAUUCCUGAUGUGUAUCCUUCUGAGCACCUGGAGCUAAUCCUAAUGAAAGAGGAACAUGUUCUUCACGAAAAACAUUUUUAUGGAGAUGACAGCACAAAUACAGAGACCAAAACCGUGACAUAUUCAUUUAUUCCCAUGGCUGAAGAUAUUGGGAAAGAGAUUACCUGUGUGGCCAAGUUACCAGUUCCUUAUAUGGACUUUAAACCCAAAGAAAGAGUAUCUUCUCAGAAACUGAAUGCAAAUUUUGGUCCACAAAAUACUAUCAUUACUGCGUCUCCAGGCAACUCACCAAUGGAGGGAGACUCUCUAAAACUCACUUGUGCGACUGAGAGCAACCCACCACCACAAAUAGUUUGGAGAAAACAUUUGGCUGAUGAAAGCAUUCAGCAUCUGAUAAAAAACAAUGUCCUUUCUAUUCCCCAUGCCCAUUUCAGUGAUUCAGGACUGUACAUCUGUGAAGUAAUUAAUCUGGUAACUAAUAGAACAGAGACUGCAACUGUGGACAUUGUUAUACAAGGUGCUCCAGUCAUUACAGAGCUCUCCAUUGAGCCUUCUACAACAGUUCAAGAAGGAGAAAAUGUUUCCAUACAAUGUUCUGCUGAGAGUAACCCUCCUCCCAAGAUUAUUUUAAGGAGAAAAUCUGACAGUGCAGACAUGGAGCCUUUCAGUGCAGGGAGCAUUCUCCUUCUUCCAUCUGUGAUGUUCCUAAAUGGAGGAGGCUAUGAAUGUGUAGCAGAAAAUAAAUUUGGGAACAGUAAAAGUGAAAUAACACUUAAUGUGGAAUAUGGACCAAAGAAUACAAUGAUCUCUGUUACCCCUGCUACUGCUGUUAAAGAAGGAGAAACUGUGGUGAUGAAAUGUACUAGUUCUGGCAAUCCAUCUCCUGUGAUCUCUUGGAAGAAAAAGAAAGCCACUGGGGAGUUUGAGAAAAUUUUUAAAAAUGCAACUUUAACUAUACAGAACUUGAAAAGUCAAGAUCUGGGGCUUUACGAAUGUGAAGCUUAUAACCAACUUGGCAAGGAAGAAAAAGCUGUGAAAUUAUUUGUUCAAGCAAGAUUGGAAAACCCAGAUCAGAUGUUACCACUGAUCAUUGCAUUCUCCUCUGUAGCAGCGGUAGCAGUACCUGUAGUUGCAAUUUUGAUCUACGUGUCAAGAAAAGCAAAGAUAAAUGGAUCCUACAGUCUUGUAAAAGCACUCAGGUUGAAAGUGUGAUCACAUGAAUAUAAGUCUUUAGUUGAUAUUAAGCAAAUUUAUUUAUUGUUGUGACUGGUUCUACUCUUCUGGUAACAAACAAGUGACUUAAGAACAGUGCCAUGUGAUAGCAAAUGGCUUUUUUUCAUGUUUUGAUAAGUGUUUUGGUAUUCAAAUUAAAGGAAAAGCUAGCAUCCUCUCCUAGAAAUUGGUAAAUCACUUCUGUGUUGAAGCAUGCUGGACAAAGAGUUCUGUGGAGAAACAAGUUUGUACAUAGUGUAUAAUUUAUGUUAUAAAUAUGUUCAACUAAAUAUCAGUUUGUAAAAUUGCAGUCUUAUGUACAGAGAAAUUUUGUUAAUUCAAAGAUAUAAAUCGUCAUUGCUUGAUAUUUUAUUUUGUAUUACUCUGCAGCAUGAAUGUUUUUAAUAUCAUUUGUCUGCUUGUGUUUGGAAAAUGUUCUGGUUUCACUGAUAUUGCCAUAAAUCCUGUACCUUCAAUGAAGUUACACAAUCACUGG
Messenger RNA from Manacus vitellinus (golden-collared manakin), 3156 nucleotides. RefSeq names its product vascular cell adhesion molecule 1 (gene VCAM1). Gene Ontology annotation, molecular function: integrin binding. Gene Ontology annotation, cellular component: membrane. Gene Ontology annotation, biological process: cell-cell adhesion. The record is from RefSeq and is a predicted model, not a curated record. NCBI's taxonomy places the organism in Eukaryota, Metazoa, Chordata, Aves, Passeriformes, Pipridae. The transcript is spliced from 9 exons. The coding region runs from base 1044 to 2660 and encodes 538 amino acids.